ACCUCGGAGAUCGAAGGAGACGCUAGCUUGUGACAUGCGAGUCGAGAGAAUAGGGAGCAGAGUGGAGCGAGGAUUCGGGGCGAGCAAAAGAAACAACAAGAUACGAUCCCACCCAUCAUCUCUCUCCCCUCUCUCUCGCUGUAGAUCUCUUGCUCCCGAGUCUCCCGGGCUUGCCACCACUCGGCACUCGCCACUCGCUCGCACACUCUUCUCGGCUCCCUCGCACUCGCACCGCACCUAUAUAUACCCCGCUCGUCGCGCCUCUGAUCCCACACACAGCCGCAGGUUUCUUGAUCCGGUAGCUAGGCUGCACGGACCGUGCUGCGCCCCCGCCGCGCGCGUUUGCCUACCUCCUUGCCGCACCGCCACCUGCAGCCAACACGCGCGCGCCUCCUCGAUCGAUCUCCUGCUUUCUUGCAUCCUCCUCGCCGAUCGAUCGUUCUCUUCCGGCUCCGGCCGGUCAUGACUUCGUGAUGCCAAGAACCACGCGCGUCCGCGCCCAUUUCUUCGUUCCCUCUCGCGCUCCGUGAGGCGCCCGCGCGUGAAGAACCAAGCGCGUGACCAAAGACUCGACCUCAUGUUCGGUUGAUUUGCCGGCGCGCCAGCGCGACGAAGGAGAGAUGGUGCAGGACCACGCCAACAACCACCACCACCUGCAGCUGGCCAAGUACGGCGGCGCUGGCGGCAACGGCAACAGCAUCGCCGGCCCCGGCCCCGGCGUUUCGGCCACAGGCGUGGCGCGGGCGUCGAGGAAGAACAAGCCCAAGAAGAUCCCGCAGCGCGGCCUCGGCGUGGCGCAGCUCGAGAAGCUCCGCAUCGAGGAGCAGAAGAAGAUGGGAGGGUCAGGGACGGCCACGCCGUCGGCGCACGCCGGCGGCCUCUGCCAGCUCCCCACGCUGCACCAUCUUCCGCCUCCGGCGCCCCCACUGAGCGCUCUGUCGAGACCAGCCGCGGACGGCGGCGCGCACUGCGGCUUCCGGCCGGUGCUCUGGGGCCCGGUGGAUCCCACGAAGCACCCGUACAAGAGAAGCCUGUGCCCUCAGCCUCCACUCCCAAUGGUGACCACGGGCCUGUCUCUGACGGCGCCGUCCAGCCACCCAACGGAGCCCCCUUCAAACCAAAUGUACAGAAGCAGCACGAGCAGCAUGGCGGCGCCGACCGAGGAGGAGAUCAGGGAGACGGCCGGCGUGGAUAGGUCCUGGCCCUUCAUGUUCGAGGGCAUGACUUCCUUCAGGACGACAAACAAAGCCCUUCUUCCUCCUCCUCCUCCGGUGCCCACUUUCGCCAUCAGGACGGCAAGCGAUUCCGGGUUGGCCGAUGCUAGUCCUGACCUGAGCAGAUACGAGUUCAGAGCAACUAAUUACUUCAGUGGAAGUGCGUACCCAAAUUGUUCAGACUGGACAUCAGAGUUGGCUCACCGUAAGGAUGCCGGCCAUGGCAGAGACGCUGCCUUGCUCACCUUGAGCUCGCGGCCUCCACACCUCAUCAAGCAGCCUCACGUGGCGCCAUCAAUGCACAGCCCGGAGUACAGAGACUUCAGUGCCAGCGCCAUGCCAUCCCAGGCAACAUCGUCGUCGUCGCAGCCAUUCUACACCUUCCUCCCGGUCGGUCCGGUUCGCCGCGAGAGAGCCCCAAGCGAGUGCAAGACCGACGUGUCGGAAGGCAGCGUCGACUUAGAGCUGAAGCUAUGGCAGGGCUGAAUGAUAACCACAACACACCCCCUGUUGUUGCUUUCUGAUUAACAAUGGGACCAAAUAUCUAGUCAACAAUGGCCUGCUGUGAGAGAAAAAUGUUGAAACAUGUGUUUAAGUAGUAAAGAUCAGAUGUAAAACAAGAACUGAUUUUUAGGAGAUGUUUGCACUGCCAAUAAACCUUCUGGUGAUGGUAACUUACUUAACCACUCUGUUCA
This is a messenger RNA of Lolium perenne, 1909 nucleotides long. RefSeq lists its product as uncharacterized. The record is from RefSeq and is a predicted model, not a curated record. NCBI's taxonomy places the organism in Eukaryota, Viridiplantae, Streptophyta, Magnoliopsida, Poales, Poaceae. Gene Ontology annotation, molecular function: DNA-binding transcription factor activity.